Molecule: messenger RNA, 885 nt
Organism: Peniophora sp. CBMAI 1063
Lineage: Eukaryota; Fungi; Basidiomycota; Agaricomycetes; Russulales; Peniophoraceae
Source: the annotation of a GenBank genome assembly
AUGCCGCUCGCACCUCCGUCGUCCGCGAUACAUCUCCAGCCCGCGCCAUCAUCAUCUGCGGCUCUCGCGCGAGCGCCAACAUCCGUGCACCUGCACCCGGCGGCACUCUUCAGCAUAUUGGACCACUACUUGCGUCGACCCGAAGGACAACAACGGGUAAUCGGUACUUUGCUCGGAACACGCGUGGAAGGUAGCGAUGCCAUCGACGUGCGUGCCGCGUUCGCGGUCUUGCACUCGGAGACGGACGAGCAGGUCGCGGUCGAUAUGGAGUACCAUCAAGCGAUGUUCGAACUCAGCCAGCGCGUCAGCCCCAAAGACACAAUCGUUGGCUGGUACUCGACUGGCAGUGAACUCAACACGAACAGCGCGCUGAUCCAGAACUUCUACGCUCAAGAGACCGCUCCUUCACCUGCUCUCCACCUGGUCGUCGAUACGGGCGUUGCCGAAGGCUCUGCACCAGGCGUACGCGCAUACGUCAGUGCGUCGAUCGGCGUCGCAUCCAAGCCCGAGAACGCGCUUUUCGUCCCCGUCCCCGUCGAGCUCAGCGCGACAGCGCCUGAGCGCGCCGGAAUCGCCUACCUUACACAACCCGGCGUGAAGGAGCCGAUCACGGAUCUGGCACUGCUAGAGGGCUCUCUCAACGAUGUGCUUGAGAUGCUCGAUCGCGUGAUCACGUACGUCGGGAAAGUGGUCGCGGGAGAGGAGAAGGGCGAUCCUGCGCUUGGGAGGUACUUGAUGAAUGCUUUUGGCACGGCAGCGGAGGAGCUCGACAAGGGCGCUUUCGCGAAUAGCUUGCAGGACACGCUCAUGCUCAGCUACCUUGCCAACCUCGCACGCGCUCAGGCAGAAGUCGCGUCGCGGCUGGCGCUCGUCAGCACCGCAUAA